Molecule: messenger RNA, 753 nt
Organism: Peniophora sp. CBMAI 1063
Lineage: Eukaryota; Fungi; Basidiomycota; Agaricomycetes; Russulales; Peniophoraceae
Source: the annotation of a GenBank genome assembly
AUGCUCAGCUCCGUUCCGCGUCUGCCGGCGAGAAAGAUUGCCCAAUCGGUUCCUCGGUUUAGUCCGGGGUUUGCUGUUCAGCGCCAGCAGCGCGCAAUACACGCCUUGAGUGCACGGACCUCCGUACCGAGCUAUACUUCUGCGCUCUCGGUGGGUCUUUCUGAUAGUCGUGUUCUUGGCCAGAAACGAUGGGCCACGUCCACGACCCCGCACUCGACUGCAUCUGAUCCUGCAGAGGUUGCCGCAAUAGACUACUUAGAGCAGGGUACACAAAAGCUCGAGGAGGGCGACGUUCAAGCUGCCAAAGAGCUCUAUCAGAGGAGCGUCGAGAUCAAACGUAACGCUGGCUCACUUUUCAAUCUCGGGGUUACGCAUUACCACCUCAAGGAAUUCGACGAAGCCAUUGCCGCCUGGAAAGAAUCUAUCGAACUUCAACCAUCCAGCGCCGAUGCGCAUACGAACCUAGCGAACGCAUAUGUCAUCUCCCCUGUAGCCAGGCCCGACCUCGCCUUGCGCCAUCUUCAAAUCGCACAUUCUCUCGCACCUGAAGACGCCGAAAUUGCAUUCAAUUUAGCUGCUGUGCUGGAAGCAUGUGGGCGAUUGGAGGACGCUUUGACGUAUUACAAACUCAGCAAAGAGAACGGCGUUGAUCGAGCGGAGAUGCAUAUGCGCAACGUGAGUGCCAAGAUCCUAGGGCAGCGUAUGAAACAGGCAGAGGCUACCGCCUCUGGUGAAGUAGCUGACAAAGCGUAG